Prunus mume (Japanese apricot) is the source of this 1534-nucleotide messenger RNA. NCBI's taxonomy places the organism in Eukaryota, Viridiplantae, Streptophyta, Magnoliopsida, Rosales, Rosaceae. The record is from RefSeq and is a predicted model, not a curated record.
AUUACACCACGGAAGAAAAGACCAACGUCAAUGAUCAGACGUGGCAAUGCCAUAGGAAAAUUAUAAUAUUGUAACUUGUAUUUUGUCUUGUCUGAAUUUUUAAUUUCAAACUGAAUUGUGAGUCGCCAGGCUUGCUCAUUAAACAUGUCAUUACUUUGACCUUUGGUCUCAUGAAAGAUCCUCUGGCUAUAGCUCAUGAAAAAUUUCUAAGUAAUUAGUUUAUUGCAUGCAAAGCAUCAAUUCUUACUAAUAGAUGAACCAAACAUGAGUGCAGGAAAAGGGGAAGUUAUAAAUUGUUCAGAGGAGCAGAAUGAAGACCUAUUUCAUAGUGUUCUUGGAGGGCUUGGUCAGUUUGGCAUCAUAACCCGGGCAAGAAUAUCGUUGGAAGCAGCACCUGCAAGGGUAAAAUGGAUUAGAGUCCUGUAUUCAGAUUUUGCAGCCUUUACCCAAGAUCAGGAGCAUCUAAUAUCUUCAGAAAAUACAUUUGACUACGUUGAGGGAUUUGUGAUAAUAAACCGGACCGGUCUGCUAAACAACUGGAGAUCAUCCUUCAAUUCAAAGGACCCAGUUCAGGCCAGCCAGUUCAAGUCAGAUGGAAAAACCCUCUUCUGCCUAGAAUUGGCCAAAUACUUCAACCUGGACAAGACUGACUUAAUAAAUGAGGAAGUUGAGAACUACUUGUCUCGGUUAAGCUAUAUCCGUUCAACGCUGUUCAUGUCAGAAGUAGCAUACAUAGAUUUCUUGGACAGGGUACAUGUGUCUGAGAUCAAAUUACGAUCAAAAGAUUUGUGGGACGUUCCACACCCAUGGCUCAAUCUUCUAAUACCAAAAAGCAAAAUUCACACUUUUGCUGAAGAAGUCUUUGGCAGUAUCCUUACAGCAACAAGCAACGGCCCCAUCCUCAUCUAUCCAGUCAACAGAUCAAAGUGGGGCAACAGAACUUCCGUAGUUAUACCGGAGGAACAUAUUUUCUACUUAGUGGCAUUCCUUACAUCUGCUGUUCCCUCUUCAACUGGAACUGACGGAUUAGAACACAUCUUAACUCAGAACAAAAGAAUUCUAGAAUUCUGUGAAACAGCCCAUCUUGGGGUCAAGCAAUAUCUACCCCAUUACACUACAAAGAAAGAAUGGCAGGCCCACUUUGGCCCACGCUGGGAAGCUUUUGUGCAGAGAAAAUCUGCUUACGACCCUCUGGCAAUACUUGCUCCUGGACAAAGAAUAUUUCAAAAGGCAAUACCCUUCUCAUGACAGUUGCCACGUGCUAUAUUACAAAAGAAGAGGCCCUAAAGUCAUGUGGGAAUUUACCUUAACCAAAAAGGUUAUGAGCUACUUUUGUAUUCACGAGCCUUCUCAUAUAAAUUAUGUGUCCUAGGAAGACUGAAAGGGCGUUAAGAGAAAGGGUAAAAUAUUUUAAUACAAACUGUAAAUCAUAGGUGUAAAGGGACUGGAGGAAAACCAGCCCUACAGAGGAUGUAAAUACUAAUUUUUGUAAAAUAUGGCUGAAUAAUCUAUUUCAUGAAUCCAGUUUAAAAAA